Messenger RNA from Prunus armeniaca (apricot), 249 nucleotides. The record is from the annotation of a GenBank genome assembly. Lineage: Eukaryota; Viridiplantae; Streptophyta; Magnoliopsida; Rosales; Rosaceae.
AUGUGGAAGUUGUUGACAAUUUUGGUUGUGCUUGCUUUAGCUCUUGUAGCUCCUUCUGAGGAGGCUCGCUAUGGGCCUUGUGUCAUCGGGGCAAACUCUCCAUGCAACAGAAGACAAUGGGGCGACCAAGAUUCCUCUACCUUGAACAAUCCUCCGGCGGCCAGCCCUAAUCGGCCAAUUCAUAUUGUUGAUUAUACGGAUAAAUAUUAUUUUGAUAUUCCAGAGCUAGAACCACCAUUCUAUUUUUGA